This is a messenger RNA of Vigna angularis (adzuki bean), 1355 nucleotides long. RefSeq names its product BURP domain protein RD22. The record is from RefSeq and is a predicted model, not a curated record. The coding region runs from base 126 to 1139 and encodes 337 amino acids. The transcript has 3 exons. NCBI's taxonomy places the organism in Eukaryota, Viridiplantae, Streptophyta, Magnoliopsida, Fabales, Fabaceae.
AAUUACUAUAACUGUGUAUUUAUGCAUAUAAAUAUACUCUUAGCCAACCCUCUCCAAACAACACACUUCUCUCCAUCUUUGCUUACAUUCACCACAGUUUUUCUCUUUCAGAUACCAAGCUCAACAUGGAAAAUCUUCUCCUUCCCGUUUUUGCUUUACUCAGUCUUGCUCUGGUGGCAACCCAUGGUGCUUUGCCUCCUGAAGUUUACUGGAAGUCGGUGCUUCCCAAUACACCAAUUCCAAAAGCUGUCACUGAUAUUCUUCAUCCUGAUUGGGUUGAAGAGAAAAGCACAGCAGUGAACGUUGGAAAGGGAGGGGUAAACGUGCACACAGGAAAGGGAGGUGGCACCAAUGUCAACGUUGGAGGAAAAGGUAGAGGAGUUUCAGUGAAUACAGGUCACAAGGGAAAGCCAGUGUAUGUUACUGUUGGACCAAAAUCGCCAUUUUCAUACAAUUACGCUGCCACAGAGACCCAAUUACACGAUGACACCACAGUGGCACUCUUCUUCAAGGAAAAUGACUUGCAUUAUGGAAAAAAAUUGAACCUGCACUUCACUGCAAGUUCCAACCAAGCCACCUUCUUGCCACGCCAAGUUGCAGAUUCAAUACCCUUUUCAUCCAGAAAGGUGGACGAUGUCUUCACCAAGUUUUCCAUCAAACCCGAGUCAGAGGAGGCUAAUGUCGUGAAGAACACUCUUAGUGAAUGUGAAGAUACCGGUAUCAAGGGUGAGGAAAAGUACUGUGCCACUUCACUCGAGUCCAUGGUUGAUUUCAGCACUUCCAAGCUUGGAAAAAACCUUGUGGUUUUGUCCACAGAAGUGGACCAAGAAACGGGGUUGCAGCAAUACACCAUAGCACCCGGAGUGAAGAAGAUAUCAGGGGAUAAAGCUGUUGUGUGCCACAAGCAGAAUUACCCUUAUGCUGUUUUUUACUGCCACAAAACUGAGACCACCAGAACUUACUCUGUGCCUUUGGAGGGUGCUAACGGGAUCAGAGUUAAAGCUGUGGCAGUGUGCCACACUGACACAUCGCAAUGGAACCCCAAACAUUUGGCCUUUCAAGUGCUCAAGGUUAAACCAGGAACUGUUCCUGUCUGCCACUUUCUUCCUGAGGAUCAUGUGGUUUGGGUUCAAAAGUAGAUUUGCGUCGAAGUUCUUUUAUCAUCUUCCAGAAUAACUAGUUUCAGUAGCAUCUGCUACUUGCUCCAUGCAUGCAUGUAUUGUACUAUGUAGUUUUCUUCAUAUGCAUAAUUUUCUCUUGUUUGUUUAGAUACUUUAAGUGGCUUAUGUAUAAACUAUGAUGAUGCACUGUGUGUUUUAAUAGUGAAUUGAUAUAGAUGCCUUCUCUUACUGGUU